CCCACCGACUGUCUGUCGAGUGCCGCCGUGUGAGUUCACAGCCCCCCGGGCGCCUCGAUAAUGACGCCCAGCGCACCGAUCGCACGUAACGAUGAGCCGCUCCGGGGAACCGGGCGCCGCUAGAAGAGGCGCGCAGCUCCGAUCUGCGGCACAUGGGACCAGCCCCGACUGGGUAGGGGACCCUCGCUCAUCGAUGGUCUUAAUACAACAGCACAUGAGCUGAGAUUUUAGGAGUGAAGAGAGACACGUAUCUGCGUCUGCCGCUUAUCAAGCCGCCGCGCGCCUGUCCGGCAGCAUGGUGGAGCUGGAGAAGGACGUUCUGCCGCUGCCGCCGCGGUACCGCUUCCGCGACCUGUUGCUCGGUGAUUGGCAAGCAGAUGACAGAGUACAGGUGGAGUUCUAUGUGAAUGAGAACACUUUCAAGGAACGCCUGAAGCUGUUCUUCAUCAAAAACCAAAGAUCCAGUCUGAGGGUGCGACUAUUCGACUUCUCCCUGAAGGUGCUCAGCUGCAUACUCUACAUGAUGCGGGUGUUGCUGGAUGACCCCCGGGAGGGGCGGGGCGGAUGGUCGCUGAUUCUCUGGGUGGACAGACCUCUUCCUCUCUGGGUUCUACAGGUGUUGGUGGCAUUUAUCAGCUUAUCAGAGACCAUGUUACUGGUGUAUCUCAGUUAUAAGGGUAACGUGUGGGAGCAAGUUCUGAGAGUUCCCUUCAUACUGGAGAUGAUCAGCACUGUUCCCUUCGUCAUUACUAACGACCUGCACCGGGCGAUCCAGCGCACACACUCGGCUAUGUUCAACCAAGUCCUCAUCCUCAUCUGUACCCUGGUCUGCCUCAUGUUUACCUGCAUAUGUGGCAUCCAGCAUCUAGAACGCGCCGGCAACAACUUGACGCUCUUCGACUCACUCUACUUCUGUGUGGUGACCUUCUCCACUGUGGGCUUUGGCGAUGUCACGCCCCGGAUCUGGCCCUCGCAGCUUCUGGUGGUCAUCAUGAUCUGUGUGGCUCUCAUCGUUUUGCCUGUGCAGUUCGAGCAGCUGGCCUUCCUCUGGAUGGAGCGGCAGAAGUCAGGCGGUAACUACAGCCGGUACCGGGCGCAGACGGAGAAGCACGUGGUGCUGUGCGUCAGCUGCCUGAAGAUCGACCUGCUCAUGGACUUCCUCAACGAGUUCUACGCACACCCCCGCCUGCAGGAUUACUACGUGGUGAUCCUGUGCCCGGCCGAGAUGGACGUGCAGGUUCGCCGGGUGCUGCAGAUUCCGCUGUGGGCGCAGAGGGUCAUCUACCUGCAGGGCUCCGCCCUUAAGGACCAGGACCUGAUGAGAGCCAAGAUGGACGAUGCAGAGGCCUGCUUUAUCCUCAGCAACCGCUUCGAAGUCGACCGCGUCGCUGCUGACCACCAGACCAUCCUGAGGGCCUGGGCAGUGAAGGACUUUGCCCCAAACUGCCCCCUUUACGUCCAGAUCCUCAAACCUGAGAGCAAAUUCCAUGUCAAGUUUGCUGAUCAUGUGGUUUGCGAGGAGGAGUUCAAAUAUGCCAUGCUGGCUCUCAACUGUGUGUGUCCGGCUACAUCCACGCUCAUUACGCUGCUGAUCCAUUCCUCUAGGGGGCACUGCUGUUCCUGUGUACCGGUUACCCUCAGGACAGCACCUCAGGAGGCGUUUCGGCAGCGCCCAGGGGCCUUCCAGUCCCUCAGCAGGGAAGGUGGUGCUAACUCUGUGGACCAAUGGCAACGCACCUACAGCCGCUGCUCAGCCAAUGAGGUGUACCACAUUCGCCUUGAGGAGAGCAAGUUCUUUGGCGAGUACCAGGGCAAGAGCUUUACCUUCGCAUCCUUCCACGCCCAUAAAAAGUACGGUGUGUGUCUUAUUGGGGUCCGCAGGAAGGACACAGCCAACAUUCUGCUCAACCCAGGCCCCUGCCACAUCAUGACCUCUUCUGAUACUUGCUUUUACAUCAACAUCUCCAAAGAGGAGAACUCUGCCUUUGUCCGGGGCCAGCGGGAAUCUGCACGAGGUCCAGGGAGGGGCUCUGGGGGGGUGCCCCAGACCAUCUACCACGGCCUGACACGCCUCCCUGUGCACAGCAUCAUCGCCAGCAUGGGCACCGUGGCCAUGGAUCUGCCCGACUCCAGCGGCAGCAGUCCCGACAGCGUGGAAGGUGGAGGCGGAGCAGGCAGCAAGCUGGGCACCAAUACUUUGGUGCUACCCAACAAGGAGGCAGGGGAGAGACGGCAGAGUAUCGGCCCAGUCCUGGAAGUGGUGGACGGGGUCAGCAGCCCCUCCCUGGAUCUCCUGAGUGACCAAUCGGAGGAUGAGAGCGGAGAAGGCGGCGAGGGGGAGGAGAGCAAAGGAGGAGCUGAGGGACAUAGCUGGGCGGGGCAUUGCGAGUGGGUGAAGGGCUACCCCCUGAACUCGCCCUACAUCGGCAGCUCGCCCACACUCUGCCACCUGCUGAAGGACAAGGUGUCCUUCUGCUGCCUCCGCCUGGACAAGGGCUGCCACCACGUGCCCUACGAGGAUGCCCGCUCCUACGGCUUCAAGAACAAGCUGAUCAUUGUAUCGGCAGAGCGUGCUGGAAACGGUCUCUACAACUUCCUGGUGCCCUUGCGGGCAUACUACAGACCCAAGAAGGAGCUGAAUCCGAUUGUGCUGCUGCUGGAGAGCCCGCCUGAGACCUACUUCCUGGAGGCCAUUUGCUGCUUCCCCAUGGUCUUCUACACCGUGGGAUCCAUUGAUAAUCUGGACAGCCUGCUCCGCUGUGGCAUCACAUUUGCUGACACCAUGGUGGUGGUGGACAAGGAGAGCUCCAUGAUCGCCGAGGAGGACUACAUGGCUGAUGCCAAGACCAUCGUCAACGUCCAGACUCUCUUUAGGCUCUUCCCUGCCCUCAGCAUCAUCACAGAGCUCACCCACCCAGCUAACAUGCGCUUCAUGCAGUUCAAGGUGAAGGACCACUAUUCUCUGGCCCUCUCCAGACUGGAGAAGAAGGAGCGAGAGAAAGGCUCCAACCUGGUCUUCAUGUUCCGGCUGCCCUUCGCUGCGGGGAAGGUGUUCAGUGUGAGCAUGCUCGACACACUGCUUUACCAGUCCUUUGUGAAGGAUUACAUGAUCUCCAUAACCCGGCUGCUCCUGGGACUCGACUCCACUCCGGGUUCAGGCUUCUUGUGUGCCAUGAAGAUCACAGAGGAGGACCUCUGGAUCCGCACAUAUGGCAGACUCUACCAAAAGCUCUGCUCUUCCUCUGGAGACAUCGCCAUUGGUAUCUACAGGACAGAGUCACGCACGCUGCCUGUGUCAGAGUCCCAGGUCUCCAUUAACGUGGAGGAGUACGAGGACACACGGGAGCCCCGGGAGCCGCUGCUCUGCCGCUCGGGCCCCUCCCACCGCAACUCCACCUCCUCCGAGCCUCUGGCCCCCCCCCCAUCCUCGGUGCCCGAUCACCCGCUCCUGCGACGGAAGAGCAUGCAGUGGGCGCGACGGCUGAGCCGCAAAGGCGGGCGAGGCCCCGGGGGGGCCAAGGGCCCCGCAGGUGCCACCGAGCGCAUCAACCAGCAGCGGCUGACGCUGUUCCGCCGCUCAGAGCGGCAGGAGCUGAACGCGCUGGUGCGAACGCGCAUGAAGCACCUGGGCUUGUCUCCAUCGGGAUACAAUGAGAAGACAGACCAGGGCAACACACUGUCCUACAUCCUCAUCAACCCCUCCCCUGACACCCGCCUGGAACUCAACGACGUUGUGUACCUGGUGCGACCGGACCCCCUGGCAGCAGUGCCGAGCCGCGGCGCCGGUGGAGCGGCCCGACCAGAGGGACCCCGGUUCGGCUCACGGGACAGCACCCACUUGUGAUGGGCCUGGAGCAACGGUCACCAAAAAAUUGGAUGCUUUUCAAGUCCCUGGUUUUGUUUAUUUCUUCUCUUGGAGAUCAGAUGUACCGUAUUUUUCAAAGAAAAGGGUAAAUGAAACAGGACACAAGCGUGUUUAGUAUUUAUAUAUAAAUGACAGUGUAUGUAUAAUGUAAAGGUAUGUACAUUAUGUAUAUAGAUAUAUGUGUCCGUUUCUAUAUGUGUAAAUUGACAAACAAAACUGGGAAACCUUGGGACUGGCCAGUGCCAAAGACUGACACACAGAUAUUAGCUGCUGGCUAAUGAAGAGGUUUUGCUGCCGUCAGCUGACAGGAGAGGGGGCUGGGUGUCCUGGGGAGUGGGGGGAGAUCAAGACUGGGAACAGGAAAAAACAAAGGAGUUGGGCCAGCUUGCCCUUCCCAUUCUGAUCACCAAAAUCUGACCUCAUCCCAUUUUUCACACGAAGUCUAUUGUCACUUCAGCAGUCUGUGUGUCCCUGGUGCAUUGUGGGUAACCUUUGGCUAAAGGCAUUUGGCGGCAGAUUUAGUACAUUGUCAGCAUUAGCUGUGGUUGGAGGUGGAGAAACUUUGAGGGCGUACUGAGACUGCAGAACUUACAGACACACGCAGACACACAUACACAGGUACAUGCAGCCACAGACAUACACAGACACACGCAGACACAUGCACGCAGCCACAGACACACAUACACGCGCACACAUACAUGCACUGCACAGACACAGGCAGACACACAUACACAGAUACAUACACUGACACACGCAGACAUACACAGACAUACACACACAUGUACUGGGAACAAGUAAUCACUUGCUGAUAUUUCAGUCAACCACUGGAAGCAGAUUGCGGUGCUGGGGGCGGUUGGGGGGGGGAUUGUUUAAAAAGGUACAGUCAGUGUUUCAGGAAGUGAAGACAAAGAGGAAGGAUGCAGGCUUAUGGACCUUCAGAGCUGCUGUGUUGACUGAAACAGACAUCUUGAAAGUAUGUGAUUAUUAAAGCCCUCGUCAGUCCCUUCCUUCUGCACUCUUUAAAUAUUCAACAAAAUGCCCUGGAUCCUCCAAACAUGUCACACAGAAAUUAAAAUUUAGUUGAGCUUCGCUGAGUUCUAGCAAACUAAAUAUUCUGACGGUAAUGGUGCUUCAAAGCAUGUGGCAAAGAAUCCACCACCUUCGUCAGUCACUGACCAAAGCUGUCAGCUGGUCCAUAAGGUGGUAGUGGUGGCUUAAUGGUUAGGGAAGCGCACUCGUAGUCGGAAGAUUGCAGGUUCAAAUCCCUGACCAGCAAGGCACCACUGAGGUGCCCUGA
Molecule: messenger RNA, 5162 nt
Organism: Paramormyrops kingsleyae
Lineage: Eukaryota; Metazoa; Chordata; Actinopteri; Osteoglossiformes; Mormyridae
Source: RefSeq, a predicted model, not a curated record